CUCUGUGAACCGGUGGAAAAAAUGAGACUCACAUGGACCAGACCGAGACCUGGACCAGACCUGGUUUAAAGAAAGACCCAGGCAAGAACUCUGCUGUGGGCUCAUUUAGUCCUGGUUUAGUUCUGGUUUAGUCCUGGUUUGCACAUGACUGUGUUCAGAUUCAGACCUUCUUUAGUCCUCAUUUAGUCCUGGUUUAGUCCUGGUUUAGUCCUGGUUUAGUCCUGGUUUAGUCCUGGUUUAGUCCUGGUUUAGUCCUGGUUUAGUCCUGGUCCUGGUUCAGAGGGGCAGCAUGCGUCCCGGGCGUCCCCAGGCUCGGGGCUCCGUGUCUGGGCUCGGGGGGUCGGGGCGUCUGGCUCUGCUCCUGGUUCUUCUGAUGCUUCUGGACGAAACGACGUCGCUGAAAGAAAAAAACGAAGAAGAAGAACAAAUCCUGUCCUCAGGUUCCUUCAGAUUUUCUCCUCAGACUUCGUGGCUCGUCUUCAGAAGAAUGUCCAACGAAGAAAAACACAACAACAAGAACCUGAAGAGGAACUCAAAGCACGGCCCCCCCGGCCCCCGCGGCCCCCCGGGGCCCCCCGGACCUCAGGGCCCCCCCGCGGCCCCCGGCCUCCCCCCACCUCCGCUCCUCCAGCAGCAGCUCCGAGAUCAACUCCGAGAUCAACUCCGAGGUCUGGCGGGGGAGUCGUGUCGUCUCUGUGGUCCUCCUCGGGUCUCGGUCUGUUUCUCCAGUCGACUCCAGGCCUCAGUCUCGGUCCCACGAAGAAGUCUCCUGGAAGUCCAGACCUUCACCCAGGUCCUCAGUGGGUCUCGUGGUCCGUCUUUGUCCUCGGGUCGGUUCACGGCUCCGGUCUCUGGGUUUUAUCAGCUCACGGCGAGUCUCCUGAUGGAGUCCGGAGACCGAGUCCAAGUCCGAGCCCGGGACCACGUCCGAGCUGCGAUCUGCAUCCAGUCCCUGUGUCAGACCAACCUGUCCGUUGCCGCGGUGACAGGUGUGGUGGCGUCCGGUGGAACCUUCAGCGUCGUCCUGACAGGGACGCUGCACCUGCAGGGGGGGGAGUACCUGUCGGUGUUCGUGGACAACGGCUCCGGGUCGUCGCUCAGGAUCCUGCCCAGCUCCAGCUUCUCAGGCGUCCUGCUCGGAGUCUGAGCCCAGGACCCGGGUCCAGACCGGGUCCAGACCGGGUCCAGACCGGGUCCAGACCAGGUCCAGACUGAGUCCAGACCGGGUCUAGUUUAGUCCUGUUUUUUUUGUGGAUCAUUAUUUAUUAAAUUCUUGUAAAUAAAGUUUUGUCUUUAAA
Messenger RNA from Boleophthalmus pectinirostris (great blue-spotted mudskipper), 1298 nucleotides. RefSeq names its product adipolin. NCBI's taxonomy places the organism in Eukaryota, Metazoa, Chordata, Actinopteri, Gobiiformes, Gobiidae. The transcript is spliced from 8 exons. Bases 290 to 1147 code for a protein of 285 amino acids. The record is from RefSeq and is a predicted model, not a curated record. Gene Ontology annotation, molecular function: hormone activity.